AUGGCACAGGGCACUGUUGUCCAGCUGCCCAUGGCAUGGGACACGCGUGUCCAACCGAAUUCCGGGCUACGUGGUGAGUACAUCUGGUUCAUCCCAAAUUCAGUCACGUCACAAAAUGUCACCGUCCCCAUCACAGCCGGCCACUCUGCCCCUUCGCAAGACCCUUUGCUUCCUGACACUAACCAUGAGAAUUUCCUAGACCCUGCUCACGACUCCUUUGUGGGAGCCCUGGAGCCAAUGGUUCCUGGCCCACAAUUCGGGUUGACUGAGCGCUUGGAGGCACCGUCCACCUCGUUUUUGGAUUUCCCUGGGGUCAUGGCUCCAAUGGAAGGCGGUGGGGUUGGGCAGGUACCUGAGACUCCGUCUCCAGGUACCUCCAGCACUCCCUCCUUCGACGAGGAAGUCUCGCUCUGGUGCCCGGCUCUAAUGGAAGGAGCUGUGGGUGAACAGGUACCUGAGACUCCGUCUCCAGGUACCUCCAGCACUUCCACCAGAGAGAAGAAGUGCUCGUCUUGCCGCAAGUGGGCACCAGAGCGAGACUUCCUCGCCCGAGGAGGGAGACUCGCCGCCACAUGCAAUCGUUGCCGGGCAAACAAGCGGCAGUACCACAAGGGGAAGCCUAACCCGGGUGGCACUCCCCCCACCACCCAACGGUGCACGGCGUGUCAUGAAGAAGCUCCCAUCGGGGACUUCGACGCGACGGCCACGUGCUCGCGGAAAUGCAGCCGCUGCCGUGGGGAGGGUCGUCCCGUGGCUCCUACUCUGGAGAGAAGCUCACGUCCGCCGAGUAAAUGCUCGCGAAUGCCAACGGUACCGGGCAAGACUCGAUGCUCCGGGUGCGGUAAGGCUCAGGACGACAGGCUUUUCUUCAAUUAUGAGUAUGACCCUCCCCGCAAGCGCAACACAUGUGUUCCUUGCCGUCAACGGAAGCGCGAGGCAGACCUAAGAAAGAGGGAGAGUCGUGAGGCGGUGGAGUAG
This is a messenger RNA of Clonostachys solani, 978 nucleotides long. The record is from the annotation of a GenBank genome assembly. NCBI's taxonomy places the organism in Eukaryota, Fungi, Ascomycota, Sordariomycetes, Hypocreales, Bionectriaceae.